Molecule: messenger RNA, 411 nt
Organism: Psammomys obesus (fat sand rat)
Lineage: Eukaryota; Metazoa; Chordata; Mammalia; Rodentia; Muridae
Product: immunoglobulin omega chain-like
Exons: 2
Coding region: 1-411 (136 amino acids)
Biological process (GO): immune response; immunoglobulin production
Source: RefSeq, a predicted model, not a curated record
AUGGCCUGGAAUUCUGUCUUACUCAUGCUGCUGGCCCACAUCACAGGUUGUGGCUCUCAGCCAAUGCUGCAUCAGCCACCAUCAGCCUCUUCCUCCCUUGGAGCCACCGUCCGUCUCACCUGUACCCUGAGCAGAAACCUUAACAUCCGCGUUUACAGCAUUUACUGGUACCAGCAGAGGCCAGGCCACCCUCCCAGGUUCCUGCUGAGCUACUUCUCACACUUAGAGAAGCACCAGGGUCCCAAGGUGCCCCCUCGCUUCUCUGGAUCCAAAGACAUGGCCAGGAACCUGGGGUAUCUGAGCAUCUCUGAACUGCAGCCUGAGGACGAGGCUGUGUAUUACUGCGCUGUGGGGCCCCGGAGGCAGGAAAAGGAGAAAGGAAUGGAAAGACUGUGGAGAGGAGAAAAGUAG